Exophiala aquamarina CBS 119918 is the source of this 1458-nucleotide messenger RNA. RefSeq lists its product as uncharacterized. Gene Ontology annotation, biological process: transmembrane transport. The record is from RefSeq and is a predicted model, not a curated record. Bases 1 to 1458 code for a protein of 485 amino acids. The transcript has 3 exons. Gene Ontology annotation, molecular function: transmembrane transporter activity. Gene Ontology annotation, cellular component: membrane. NCBI's taxonomy places the organism in Eukaryota, Fungi, Ascomycota, Eurotiomycetes, Chaetothyriales, Herpotrichiellaceae.
AUGGCUUCGCAAGGAGACAAGAGUGAGGCAGCUACGCACGUUGAGCUCGGGCUUGCGGCAUCGUCCCCUGGGCUCAAGCCUAGCGAGCUCCAAGAAUACGAUGCUAAAGCUCACCGGAGGCUGCGCCGCAAGAUCGAUGUGCGAUUGAUACCUUUGUGUGCCUGGCUGUAUCUUCUCAACUAUCUCGACCGCUCCAACAUCGGAAAUGCCAAGAUCCUGAACAGCGAGACGGGCGAUUCCCUACUCCAAAAUCUUCGCAUGGACGGCCAGAAAUAUUCAAUCGUUAUUACUCUGUUUGCAGUGGCAUACAGCGCCUUCGACGUUCCUUCCAACUGGAUACUCAAGCGCUAUGUGCGCCCUUCCCGCUGGCUGGGAUUUCUGUGCUUUGGCUGGGGAACACUUACUCUGGGCUUUGCAUUCUUGCAUACGUAUGCAAGUGCGGCGGUCCUACGUGUCUUCAUUGGUAUGUUCGAGGCAGGGUUUUAUCCUGGAAUUGUCUACAUUAUUACCUUUUGGUAUCGACAGGAGGAACGUUCUCUGCGUCUCGCUCUUGUUUCGGCAUCGUCUUCUCUCGCUGGUGCGUUUGGUGGGUGCAUUGCUUACGGAGUUGGCCAUCUCAACCAAAAAGCCGGCCUCGAGGGAUGGCGCUGGUUAUUCAUCAUCGAAGGAGUCCUGACUAUCAUCUGCACUGUGCUGUUGGUUUGUUUCCUUCCUGAUUACCCACACGACGUCCAGUGGCUGUCCGAUGACGAGAAAACAUUUGCUGUUGCACGUUUGCAAGUCCAGGACGGAGGCUACACCAAAGAACGCGCCAGUCGACGGGAGAUCAUCGACACUUGUAUUGGUCCAAGGAUGCUGGCACAUUACCUGACUUAUUUCACCAAUGUCGUUAUCGUCAGCUCUUUGGUAUACUUCUGUCCGACAAUUGUUGCUGGACUCGGGUACAGCAGUAUCACUGCUCAGCUCAUGACCGUUGUUCCAUGGGCUUUGGGGUAUAUCGUCUCGCUCAUCUUCGCUUGGAGUGCCGACAAGUUCAAUGCUCGCGGUUGGUUCAUUGCAGUAGCGUCAACUAUAUCAGGCAUUGCUUUUGUUGUAAUCAACGUCCUUCCCGUGCACGCUUAUUCUGGAAGAUUCGCAUGUCUGAUCAUAGCAUGCUGUGGAUGCUUCCCAAACACUGCGCCUCUGGCAGCGUGGGUUACAUGCAACGUCCCCAGCAGCAGAACCAUGGGACUUGCUGCUGCUAUCAACAACAUGACUGUUGGAGCAUCCUCGAUUCUGGCUGUGUGGAUCUGGAGAGCAGCUGAAGCUCCGCGCGGAUAUCCAACAGGGAAUGGUGUGUGCGCCGCUUGCAGUUUCGCUACUGCUGUUUUAUCUGCGGCAAUGAGAUACAAUUACGGUCGGAUGAAUCGAGACAAUGUUCUGGACUCGACGUCUACUCCAAGGAUUUGGAAGUACUGA